AUGUUUUCCCAUAUCGUGCUAUCACUUAUGGUGGCUGCGUCAGUGCUGGCGUCUCCAGGAGACAAUUUGGACGACUUUCGUGAUUGUAGGUACCAGUGUGAGCAAUUGACUUGCUACCUGAACCCAUACUACAUUCUCCAGGACCAGUUUGAGGAAGCGUUGAGGGCUGCUGGCGACUAUAAACGGUACGAGCCGCUGUGGAGGUUUACUUCUGGAGGGCUUAACUUGCCUAUGAAGUUGCUCUUGUGGGACUGUCCGUCCAAUUGUGACUACCAGUGUCAGCAGAUCGUGACGAAGGAAAGAGUUAGAAAGGGUGAGGAGGUGUACCAGUUCCACGGGAAAUGGCCUUUUUGGAGAAUCUUUGGUGUUCAAGAGGUUGCCCUGAUGUUGUUCUCGUUCUUGAACUUUAUUCCACACUACUUGGGGUACUUUCAGUUGAAGGCAUUGGCUGAAAAGCUUCCACAGACACAGGCCACCUACCUUCGAGGCAUGUUAAGAAACACGAGGUUUGCGGCUUUGGUGGCCAUGGGCGCUUGGCUCUCGCUGACAAUUUUCCAUAUCAGAGAUGUGAUGUUUACUGAAAAGCUUGAUUACUACUUUGCUGGUUUGACGGUUCUUACCGGCUUCUACGGCAUUGCGUUCAGGUACUUUAAGCUCUACCUCCCAAGGAGGUACUUGGCUAAGUACUCCUUUGCACUCUUGUGCAUUGCUGCUUAUGCUUCCCAUAUUUAUCGUCUCGAGACAGACUGGCUGUACACAUACAACAUGCAAGCUAAUAUCUUUGUGGGUAUUUUGCAAAACAUCUUCUGGGGCUUGACCUGUUUCGAGCUCUAUACGAAGUAUUAUGACCUAGAAAAAGACGAUAACAUCAUCAGGUUGGACCACCUCGAGUACGUUCGCUCAAACCGCAUUUUCAUGGGCAGCUUCUACUCCAAGUCGCCUAAGCUUUACUCGCUUUAUCCGCUCUUACUUUGUUUUAUUGUCAUUGUGGGCAUGUCGCUUGAGAUCUUCGAUUUCGCUCCAAUCUUCUUUGACUUGGUUGAUGCCCAUUCCUUGUGGCACUUGGUUACCUUCUUCCCUGCUUUCUUUGGCUGGUACGACUGGAUGGCAUGGGACAUCACAAACAAUGUGUGGGACGACUUGGAACCAGUUGUCGAGAAGAAGGAACAAUAG
Messenger RNA from Candidozyma haemuli, 1173 nucleotides. RefSeq lists its product as uncharacterized. Gene Ontology annotation, molecular function: hydrolase activity, acting on ester bonds. The coding region runs from base 1 to 1173 and encodes 390 amino acids. Gene Ontology annotation, biological process: GPI anchor biosynthetic process. Lineage: Eukaryota; Fungi; Ascomycota; Pichiomycetes; Serinales; Metschnikowiaceae. Gene Ontology annotation, cellular component: endoplasmic reticulum membrane. The record is from RefSeq and is a predicted model, not a curated record. The transcript has a single exon.